Messenger RNA from Aedes albopictus (Asian tiger mosquito), 8615 nucleotides. RefSeq names its product ribosomal protein S6 kinase beta-2 (gene S6k). The record is from RefSeq and is a predicted model, not a curated record. Lineage: Eukaryota; Metazoa; Arthropoda; Insecta; Diptera; Culicidae. The coding region runs from base 676 to 2394 and encodes 572 amino acids. Gene Ontology annotation, molecular function: ATP binding; protein serine/threonine kinase activity. The transcript is spliced from 12 exons. Gene Ontology annotation, biological process: peptidyl-serine phosphorylation; signal transduction.
ACACUCGGCAAAAUCAAUCCAUUGAUUAGACGAUGGUUACACUUGGUUCACGUCGUGCGCGUUUUCCGUGUUCCCUCUAGCAGACCUCAAGGUUUUGGAUUUUGUUUUGUGUGCUCAGUGCCAAAGUUGCUGAUUGUCGGAAGAAAAAUAUUGCUGCCCGUAUGUAGAAGAAAAGAGUGCGUUAAAGUCUAUCUCGCUGUUCAGCGUGGCAUUGCGGAUUAUCGUUUCUGAAUCAGUGGUCCACAAUAAAAAGGUGGAGAAGGAUUUUCGCCUGGAAUAAGGUGUUUGUAGCUGAAAGUGAAAAAUCAUCAGUAGAACUUGUUUUUAUCGGGCAGUGGGAAAUCCCGCAUUGCUGAGCUGCUGUGGAUUCCCGGAAUUUUUCUGGUGGCAAAGUGCUGGUGUGGAAGCAGGAACCGCCGAAGGAAUGUGAAAUUGCGGAGUUAAUAAACUAGUGAUGUGCUUGAAGUUAAAUUUUUGGUUCGUGAAUUCAAACUACGAAAAAAACUCACUAAAAAGCAAGGAGAUUGAGUGAAGAAAUCGGUGUUGUGGAAUCAAAUCAGUGCGAAAGAAAGGAGAAUAUCGAAAAAAUCUAUAAAUUACGCCUGCAGGAAUUUACCUCGGAGGCACAGUGAAUAAGAAAUAAGAAAACAGUAAACACAAGGCGGCGACACCAAAAUGGCUGGUGUGUUCGAUUUGGAGCUGCACGAUGAGGAUAACAUUCGUGACUCAGACGAUGAUGUGAUCGAGGUCGAUGAUGUAACUUUACUCGCUAUCCGCCGCAGAAUCGCCCAGGUCGAUCUGGAACCGGAGCUACACAUCAACAGCAACCUCGAUGCCGAAGGUUCGGAAACCAUCCCCCUGUCAGAGGAAAUCGUCAACCCGGGCCGGAUGAAGCUCGGUCCCCAGGACUUCGAGCUGAAGAAAGUGCUGGGGAAGGGCGGCUACGGCAAAGUCUUCCAGGUCCGAAAAACAACCGGUGCCGACUCAAACUCCUACUUCGCCAUGAAAGUGCUGAAAAAAGCGUCCAUAGUUAGGAAUCAAAAAGACACAGCCCACACACGUGCGGAACGGAAUAUCCUGGAAGCAGUGCGGCAUCCAUUUAUAGUCGAAUUAGUGUACGCCUUCCAGACAGGUGGAAAAUUGUAUUUAAUCCUAGAGUAUUUGAGCGGCGGCGAGCUGUUUAUGCAUUUAGAACGGGAAGGAAUAUUUUUAGAGGAUACCACUUGCUUUUACCUGUGUGAAAUCAUCCUCGCGCUAGAGCAUUUGCACAAUCUCGGUAUCAUCUAUCGGGAUCUUAAACCGGAGAAUGUACUACUAGACGCCCAAGGUCACGUCAAACUGACGGACUUUGGCCUCUGCAAGGAACACAUUCAGGAGGGAAUCGUUACGCACACUUUCUGCGGUACUAUUGAGUAUAUGGCUCCUGAAAUUCUAACUAGAAGUGGUCACGGUAAAGCCGUUGACUGGUGGUCCCUUGGUGCUCUAAUGUUCGACAUGUUAACAGGCAUGCCUCCGUUCACAGCAGACAAUCGAAAAAACACGAUAGACGCCAUUCUCAAGGGAAAACUAAACAUCCCCGCAUACCUGGCGGCAGAUUCCAGAGAUCUUAUCCGUCGGCUCAUGAAGCGACAGGUCUCGCAACGUCUCGGUAGUGGUCCCUCGGACGGUCAGGCAGUGCGAUCACAUUCGUUCUUCAAAAAUGUUAACUGGGACGACGUGUUGGCUCGACGGUUGGAUCCGCCGAUCAAGCCGGUUUUGAGAAGUGAAGAUGACGUCUCGCAGUUCGAUACCAAAUUCACCAAGCAGAUACCAGUCGACUCACCUGACGAAUCGACGUUGAGUGAGAGUGCCAAUCUAAUCUUUCAGGGCUUCACCUACGUGGCCCCCUCUGUCCUAGAAGAAAUGCAACAGCCACGAGUGGUAACAGCCCGGUCACCCCGCCGGACGCCCCGACAACACCACGGCGGCCACCAUCAUCACCACCACCACCACAUGGGCAGUCACAGUGGUCACGGUCACCAUCACGGCGGUCACGGUCACCAUCGGUUGGGCGGCGCGAUAGAAAACGGAGCCAUCACCCUCGAGGACGAACAGAUGCUCAGUAUGCCCCGGUCACAGGCAAUGCCCUCGAGUCACCAACCGCAACCAAUACCGCACCAUAUGGUGUUUCAGCAACAACAGCAUCAGCAGCAGCAACAUCAACAACAGUCACAACCUCAGCAGCAACCGCCACAGCAGUCCGCAGCAACAGCAGCAGCAGCAUCGUCGAGAAGUACGCAGUUUGUAGCCGGACCCAAUGCUCGGCAUACGCCGGCGCACCUGCAACCGUUUGCGCCACGGCCUUCGCCUCAGGACGAAAUGAUGGAGGUGUAUCCGGAGCUGCCGAUUUCAUAGCCUAGAAUGGAAUACAACAAUUUUAGAAGAUUUAUAAUAUAAUUAAAAGAAGGAAAAUACUAGUAGUCUAAUUACCCCUUACCAACCCUCAAACCCCUACACAAACAAAGAAUACGGAAGAGCAGACAACUAAAAGCAAACAAGUAACAACAAGGAUACCAGCGAGAGAAUCCCGAACAGCAAGAAUAGUCAACUAGAAAUCAAUCAAGCUGGCCGACGAGUGAUGACGGUUGAACGGAGCAAAGUAGGAGCAACGCGUGGUGAUCACCAGUAAGUGAGAAAGAUUUUGUACAGGGCGUGUCGUGUAGUAGCAGUAGCUCCAUAUUUCGAACAGUUUAGGAUGUUUUGCCUCGUUUCAGAUGAGGAAAAAAUCGGGUUUGAUUUUUUUUUACUAUUUCUACAUUACAUUUUGUGAAUGGUUUCCCAAAAGUGCAGGAAAAGUGUUACCUACCGCCCGCUAUGCAAAAACGACGGAAUCCGAUUUAAAACAUUUUGGUUCGACCAGUUUUGGGUCCAACUGUCUAUGAUGUUUCGUAUUUACCAGUUUUAGAGAAAACGACGCAAUACUUAUUUAAAUACUUUUGAUUUUGAUACCUUUACACAAUUUGUUUAACAUCGAUGUAAUUUCUAUAAACUGUUCAUUACUUGUUUGAAAACCGUUCUACUGAGUGUAGCGACGACUAAGUAAGGGCCAUUUGUGCCGCAAUAUGAUCAUUUAUUGGUAUAUUAAGCCUUCCCAAUUAGGUACAUGAUUAUGUAGAUAGUAGUUUACAAAUUUGGUCGGAAUUCAUCAUCAGAAUAAAACAGGCAUGAAUCGAGAACGAACACGCUGAAUCAAUCCGCGUCAUACACCAAUCCGCCAUUGUUGGGAAUGUGGCGCAUUUUGGCGGUUGAACAAUAACAUGUUAAGUUAGCGAGAGUAUUUAGCAAGAUUGAACAGAAGGAUUAGGCAAUAUUUAAAUGCGAUUGACCAUUAUUGAAGGAAAACGUACUCCCCCGUAUAUAGCAGGACUAAGAAGAUAAAAUAAAAGAAUGAAGUGUGUACAUUGUGAAAUACUGUUAAAGAUUCGAGUGGAUUCCGUUUUCUUAAACGUUUGAUCGUUGUUUCUCACUAUAUAUGUACCACCCGUGCUCAUGAACUGGCGAGGGGUCGAAAGGCAGAAGACCGAAAACACAAAUUGGCGAAUGACAAGGGUCGGGAGGUAUACCAAGAACGGGCAAACGAUUGAAAUCCCUUCAAUCAUGAACAUUCUUCUAUCAUCCCUACAGAAACAGGAAAGAAUACUUUCCCAAUCCUUGUGAAGCAUUUUCGCAGGUAAAUAUGAUGGUUGAAGUGAACUUUUGGUGUAUUUUCUCGACCUUUCGUUUUACGACUUUUUGACCAUAAGCUCCCCUCACUGGCCAAACCUUAUUAAUGGCCGUGAGCAACUUUCAACAGGGAAACCUAGCUAAAACCUAUAUCAUGGCAACAUCUCGACACUCCCACAAUGUAUUAGCAAUGUUCACUUGCGAUUUAUGUUCCCAUUUGUUGUUACGAUCUUUGUAAAAUUCAACGGCAUCACUGGGAUGGGAAAGCGCCUCACAGUCAACUUGCCAUAAGACGAUGAUGUCCCCCAGUAACCUUAUUCAACUCAUAGUUAGCAAAUUGAUCCACAUCAAGAACAUCGGGUUGACGACACUGGUCGAUUCAAUGAUUCAGACAUUCAUUUUACCGCUAUUAUUUUCCCUUUCAAAACGAGAGUAUGCUCUCGAAAAAAAAAAUGUAAAAAGUUUAGAAUUGUUACAAACAAAUUUUCUACGUGGUACAGAUGUGUAUAAAACUAUAAACUAAUAAAAAGAAACGCUAGGAUCAUCCCACGAAAAGAAUAGGUUGAAAUCGAAUGAGCGUUGUCCCGUACGCGGACUAGGCGAAAAACAGUCGAUGUAUAGCUUAUUUUUCGUUUGUGUAGUGUUACGCGAGUGGAAAAGCUUGAAUGUUCCCAAGCUGAGCAGUGUUGCUAUUCAUUGAAUUUCAAAUGUUCAAAUGUUUGUAUGAAACCCCUUGUUUGUCAAACAUUUGCAUUUGUUUUUUUUAAGUUGAUCCAACAUAUUCAAUUUUGAUUUUCUUAACAACUACGCUAUUUUUCUGAGUUUUACGUAACAACUAUUAGAUACAAAGUACCUAAUCAGUGUUGCCAGGAAUCGAAAUUAUCUGAUACUCUCGUGUCACUCACCUAAUUCAAAGUAAUCCGCCGUAACAAAAAAAAUAAGCUAUACACGAGUGUUCGUCUCAGUACCGGAAAACGCUGAUGAAAAAUGACUUAAGUUUUAAGAAACGUACAAUGUUCGGGUGCGACAAAAUCCUCGCCAUCAAGUGGAAAAAACACACACACUAAUAACUACAAUUACGACUAAUACUAUUACUAAAACAAAAACACUAUUUUAUCGCUAAACAUUAAGUUCCUCAACCGUGAAAGAUUGGAGUGGGAAGAAGAAAACAGAAAGAGAAAAGCAAAAUCCCGAACCAGGGAACGUUGUUCAAAACACAUUGAAACUAAUCUAAAUCUUAAGUAAAUGGCACACAGAAAAAAAAGAGGUAGGAUAAAUAAAAUCAAAUGUAAAAAGGAAACGCGCAUCAGGCAGCAGAAGACGUUGUCGUUCAAAAUUAAUCCGGAAGUUCCGAAGAACCGAAAUCCCCCCCAUCACCUAUUAAGAAAAGGCACCGUUGAGAUUUUUCUGUUUUGUGUUGAUUAGGACAAGAGUGGGCGCACGCAUGCAAAAUGGCAUGAUUUAUUUUUGUUACAAUGGAACCGUUACUAGCAGAAGCUGUACCAAGAGGGAGAAUAGGAAAUGAGACAAACGAGAUUAGAGAGAUACACACACCCAUAAUAAUUAUGUGACCACGGAAUAACCUUUUUUAGCCAAAUAUCCCUCCAAAAAUUGAAAGUAAUAGUUAUUUUAUGACAAACAAUCACACACAAGAUAUAGCUCGAUAACCGACGGAAAGGUAGAGAAACGUAUAAGAAGAGGAAGACAACAACUACCAAGAAACGAAUGAGUGGGUAAUGCCUAAUAGUUUUAUUGAACUCUUAAAAGAAGAGCAUGCGACCAUUCUCAUCAGAUAUAACCUCUUUGUCAAGUUCAAAUAUUUCUUCUGAUUAGCAACGCUAAUUAUCAUUCAUCAGAAGUUUCUUUUGCAGUUUUUUUAACCUGGUUUGGAACUGCAUUUGUUACAAUAGUCUAUUUUACGAAACGACAACAGUGUUGAUAUUGAAACACUCACGGGCUACGACGUGACCUCCUGUCAAAUUUUCAUUCAUGAAAUGAGCGAUCAGCUGAUCCAAAAUGUCUCGUAAAAUGACUCAUGGAUCACUAACAUAACUAAAACGGCCGUUGUGGAAUGAACAGAUAGCGCGAUAGUAGCCUUGUGGGGUUGACAUAACUCAGCUGCUGUCACUAUGUUAAAGUCCAUAUACGGUGGCGUCUUUGUUUUGAUGCGGCGAAGCCUAACACAUUUUGCUUCUUUGAUCUAUUCAAAAAGAUUCAUAGAGAUCACAGCAAGCUGUGCACGUUGACUUCAUGUGACCGAUGGUGUGCUUCACUAGCCAGGAUAUGAAGACCAUCGACACGAAUUGCUUCCCGCUGUCGGAAGUCAGCCUUGGUGGACGAGAGAACUUCAGACAAAUCUCUUCUUCCAAAAACUCCACCAUCUUCUGCGAAUCUGCUGCACGCAUGAGUUGACACAAUUCACCGGUUUGUCCUGUAGUUUUCGAAUCAGCUGAAUCUCUCUUCUUUCGAAACGACUUGCUUCCGCUCGUGGUAAACUGCGACGUUUGCAAUAAAGAAGUCUGGGAACAUAUUUUCUACGCUCUUCACUCUGUCCACGAGCUUUCUGUACCAUGAAUCCUGAACCUGGUCUACCGUGAACACUGCUUCAACUCAACCAUCGUUCUGAAAAGCGCGUCUGGAACUACGUUGAUCGAUUCCUUCCUCUUCCACAUUGAUUCAAUGUUCGUACAACUUUGUGUGUCCUAGCCUUCCAUAUACUGCUUUCGGAAACUUCUGCAUCAUUCUUCCUGCUUCAUUUCGAUUGCGCAACAUGUCGUUUUGAACUCCAAACUUGUUUCAGAAAUUCAUUCGUAGAAUAAUGUGCAAUUAAUGCACCAACUGCACUGUAUGAACUUCAUUGCUGUUUGGCACUAGAAGGAUAUUUGAAAUUUACGAUUUUCCUCCAAAACUGUUGUUGGCACGGAGCUCACAAGAACACGUGAAUCCAGACCAAAAUGCUGUUAAUCUCCGCUGGAACGGAGCUCCGCACGUACACGUCUAUUCGUCUCCAAAUCCGUUAAAAGAAGGACGAGCAAUAAAUAACCAAACCCGAGCCCACCUGAAGCUUGGCAUGCUUCGACUCCUUCUUUUUAUUUGGCACAUCUGUCAUUCCACUGAUUUGUUGUGUCCUGUUAUGUCAACUGUCAGUGUUGGAAAAUGCACUGAAAUAAACGUGCAACUUCGAACCGAAUAAUUUUUUGCUCAAUUCUGAAACAUAUUUUUAUUUCCUACGUGUAGCGUCUUGUGUAGCGUACACUACAUCAUUCUCAGGUUUGUUCUUGUACAAAUAAUUCUCGGAUACUUAUUCAAAACGACGUAUCAACAUAGGAUUUGCGUGUAUUAUACGUCGUUUUGAAAAAGUAUCCGAAAAUUGACGGAAGAAACGUCUUUCCCGUCUUGUUUGGUUAAAUAGAUCGACGGGACAUUCAAGGCUAGAUUCAAGGACAACUCAGCAGCUGAACAAUUACUGGAAACCAUGUUGCUUGCACUGGAUUUUCGACAUGAAACAUUUGUUUUUUAUUGCAAAGAAAUUUAUUUCCAGUUUUGAUUCGUCGGAUAUUUUCUUAGACUGAAUGGCCUAAUCCAAUUGGGGACUACGAAAGUUGAUGAGCCGGGAAACACUCUUUCUUCCUACGGGGUUUCUUAUGAGAGUAUGAGUGAAAAAAAAGCAAACAAUCUUCCCUCCUUCACUUUCCCACAGAAAACCGCAAACAAAAUCAUCACCUUCGUAGUCCCUAAUUGGAAUUUGGAGAACAUAGAAUAUGUGAUACACAUUGAUGUAGUAAUACAUUUGUUGUUCUUGCCUUUAUUUUGCACAGAUGAACAUUGUAAUUGUACAUGCUUUGAUUGGUCUUAUGGAAUCAUAAAGUUUAAAUCUAACGGGAAUGGUUCGCGCAAGAAAUUGAAACAGAAAGAGACAGUGACAGACAUAUGACUUAAUUUUAAAUACCAUCAUCCUAACCAACAGAACAAUACGCAGCAGUCAUAUUUUUUAUGAAGAUAAUGUCUUGUCUUAAGCUACUUUAGUUAAAUUAUUAAACAAAAAAUCAAACUAAUUAUAAUCGGGCAACCGGGAUACUGAAACUAAAAAACCACAACAAAAACAACAAUAGUCUGUUUUUUUAAACAACCGAUACACAUUUAAACUUUAAUAAUUUGACGACUGAUUUUAGGGUAACUGUUCAAACGAAACAACUAUAGGCUGUAAGUGGAAACCUCCAUCGUGAAACAAAUGCAUGCAAACAAUAGAGAAUUUUUCUGUACCAUAAACCUGAUUACGAAAUAAGCCCUGUAACUAGAAUAGACCAGUUGCGAAAACAAAAAAAAAAACAAAAACGAUACCAACCAACAACUAGCCCAACAAUUAUACAGCCGCAUAUUACUUGUGUAUGUAGUUCUUUAGCCGAUUGAGACGGUAAAGCGCCUACUUCGAUUGUAUAGUUUUUAUUAUUAUUUCCUCCCCAAGGUAGCUCAAUUAUCAACCAAGCCCUCCCCCUCUCCAAAAUAGAAAUUAUAAAAAAAAUAUCUUUCAGCAAAUCACUUACCAGCACUGAACGAGUGCGCGUUCCGCAAAAGACGACGACUGCAGAAGCAUUGAGGAACGAACUUAGGAUCUAUUUUUUAAAAUUCUUAUGCAUAAAUAAUUUACCAUUGUGUUUUAUUUUGUUUUUAAGGUAAACAGAAAGAAAGAGUAAAAGCUUUUCUAUUAUUAUACUUACGCGUUAGGAAGAAAGAGAAUAAAAAAAAAACAAGAGGAAAAACGUGAAACAAAACGACAAAAAAAAGAACACUAAUCAAACUAAGGAAGAAGAGCGGAGUUAUUGGUCGACGAAUGAACAACAAAUGUAAAGUUAUAGAGGAAAAUGCUACGAAAAUGGACAAGAUCAUGUAAAUGCGCUUGAUUUAAAAAUUGA